CCCCGCCGUUCCUCCCUUCCUCCUCCUCCUCCUCCUCCGCUACCUCGGUGAGGCGCUUCUCCAGCAGCCAGGCAGCAUGGCGGCCGUGGAGACACGGGUGUGCGAGACGGACGGCUGCAGCAGCGAGGCCAAGCUCCAGUGCCCCACCUGCAUCAAGCUGGGCAUCCAGGGCUCGUACUUCUGCUCUCAGGAAUGUUUUAAAGGAAGUUGGGCUACUCACAAGUUACUACAUAAGAAAGCAAAAGAUGAAAAGGCAAAGCGAGAAGUGUCUUCCUGGAGUCUAGAAGGUGAUAUUAACACUGACCCAUGGGCAGGUUAUCGAUACACUGGUAAACUCCGACCACAUUAUCCACUGAUGCCAACGAGGCCUGUGCCAAGUUAUAUUCAAAGACCAGAUUAUGCUGAUCACCCUUUAGGAAUGUCUGAAUCUGAACAGGCUCUUAAAGGUACUUCUCAAAUUAAAUUACUCUCAUCUGAAGAUAUAGAAGGGAUGCGACUCGUAUGUAGACUUGCUAGAGAAGUCCUGGACAUUGCCGCUGCGAUGAUUAAACCAGGUGUAACUACUGAAGAAAUAGAUCAUUCUGUACACUUAGCAUGCAUUGCAAGAAACUGCUAUCCUUCUCCCUUGAAUUAUUAUAAUUUCCCAAAGUCUUGUUGUACUUCAGUGAAUGAAGUUAUCUGUCAUGGAAUUCCAGACAGACGGCCCUUGCAAGAAGGUGAUAUUGUUAAUGUGGACAUCACUCUUUACCGCAACGGUUAUCACGGGGACCUGAACGAGACGUUUUUUGUUGGAGAUGUGGAUGAGGGAGCACGGAAGCUGGUGCAGACCACGUAUGAGUGCCUGAUGCAGGCCAUCGACGCAGUGAAGCCUGGUGUUCGAUACAGAGAAUUGGGAAACAUUAUUCAGAAGCAUGCUCAAGCAAAUGGCUUUUCAGUUGUUCGAAGCUACUGUGGGCAUGGGAUCCAUAAGCUUUUUCAUACAGCCCCCAAUGUACCCCACUAUGCCAAAAAUAAAGCAGUUGGAGUGAUGAAGGCGGGCCACGUAUUUACAAUUGAGCCAAUGAUUUGUGAAGGUGGAUGGCAGGAUGAAACCUGGCCAGAUGGUUGGACUGCAGUGACGAGAGACGGGAAGCGGUCUGCUCAAUUCGAGCACACCCUGCUGGUCACGGACACUGGCUGUGAAAUCCUAACCCGGCGACUGGAUAGCGAGAGGCCUCACUUCAUGUCCCAGUUUUAAUUUCCCCGAGAUGGCACAUCUCAGUAACACCUCCUGGCUGUACCAUGCUUUUUAUUGAAAUUACAGAAUGGAAGAGGAAGUUUUUUAUUACUUGUUUUGUUUUGACUGUAGAUAAAGGAGGGACUACAGCAUUUGACAUGUAUCCUCAAGAACUUACCUUGGGUCUGGAAAAGCCGAGAAGAGUAAAGGAAACAUUUUCAACUCCUUUCAGUGUUCCCCUACCACCCACUCCCCAAAUUUCUGCACCCCUGUUUUCUCAUUUGCCCUAUGAGCACUUUUACUUAAACCUGCUUCUAGUUGCUUUUAUCACUGCCACAACUGGGCCAUCGAGAGCCAGCUGCUUUCCAGAUAGAUGAAUGUGGAAGAUGAGAAUCCUUGAAACUUCAGCAACAUAUGUUGCUUCAGAUUUUUUUUAUUAUAUAGGAAAUAUAUAUGUACACAUUUUAAAUUUCAUAUAUGUAAUUACUGAACACUAUGUGCCCUGCGUUUGUGUUGAUUCUGCUCUGACAGGAUUAUAUGCUGUCAUAAAUGGACCCAUAGUGUGCAGUGAUUUAAUUCCCGGCUGGGAAUUGGCCUCCCUCCUCCCCCAUGCUAAUUAUUUACCCUUGUAGUUGUGUGUAAGGAAGCACUCGGUCCGACUCUGUCAAUGAAUGGAUGUGGCAAAAUCCACUUUGGAAAGAGAUAAUAGGUUUUUAAAAAAUCUAGCUUAUGGCAAAAAUAGCCAUGUUCCAGGUGGUAGCUGGCUGUCGUAGAGCAUGAGGAUUUUCUGAUACAUUGCUAUUUCAGACCUCUAUUUGGUCAAAAUGGGAGGGGAAAAGUUCCCUUCCACACUUUUUUUUAUUUCAAGGGCACACCUUGGAGAUGUUCAGAGAAGGGUGGAGGUUCACUGUGGAAGUUGAUGGGGAAAGCCAGUUCUGAAAUCUCUCCCGCAGUGAGCAGAGUAAGUCAGGUGAGAUGUUACGUCCUAACAUUUAGUAAACCUGGUUGUGAUGAGAAAGGAACCUCUGAAGAUUGUACUGUUUCCUUGCAGUAGGGAUACAGACGACCCCGGAGUGCUGAAAACACUUCACCUUUACAUUGCUGGGAGCCUCAUUAGAAGUGACCUCAGCUGCCCAAUACCUAUGCUCCUUUCAGUAGUUCAGUCCCAAUGGGAUUGUAUCCAGUGAAGGCAUAUCAGAUGAAAGUCGUUGUCAUUAGAGUGUACUUGAUUACUGGGUUUCAGGUGACUCUUGUAAGAUAAUUUGAUACCACUGACAUGUUAUACUCAUACGAGAACAUCUUUCCCAGAGUGCCUCAGACCUUAUUGCUUUAAAAGAAUUAUGAUAAUGUUUUCAUUUUAUUAUUUUAAUGAUUUAGUCAAGUGACCGAAUCUGGUAUCGACUUUCGGGGGUAUGUGUGGGAAGUUUUUUAUCACACUGUAAUAUUUGUGAAUGGAAUGCCUUGCAAUAUGAAUGUUAAUAUAAUGUGUAAAGGGAGAUUAAAAAGUUUGAGUGACUAUCCCGCCAGGUGGUCAUGAACUUUGCUGCAUCUCUUUGGGAUUUCAGAGGGAAAUGGUGGGAAUGGGGUGGCUCAUUUCAUAAUCUAAAAUAAACUCAUGACCAUUUGAAUAAAAAUACUUUUUCAAGUUCAAUGGCCAUAUAAAAAUUCCAGUACUGUAGUUAGGUCAGCAGAGUCUACCAGCAGCAUUUGAGAUGCAACUGUGGUUUUGAAAGCUGUUAAAUAACACACAGAAUGCUAAAUAUUUAGGGGAGCAUUUUAUGUACUGAUAAUGGAAUUAAGUGUGAGCUGAUUCAGUGUCUAUCAUUACAAAAUAAGCUUCAGGAAAAGGUCUUGGUGGGAUAGUUUUUUUGUUAAAAGAUAAAACACCAUACUGGUGAUGAUGCUUUUCUCGGUUUGGGAGAUUUUAAAAUAAUAUGGGCCCUAUUCUAAUUGUAUAUAUCUAAUUGUAAAUGCUUAUUAGUUUUAGAUAAGAAAACAUCUAGUUUCAUCAUUCUGCCAACUUCUCAAAAUGAGCCACUGUGUUAACUUUUUAUUUUUUGUACUAACUUUUAAAAAUAACUUUUUCUUUCCCUGUCAGCCCUUCAUGGCCCUUUGGAAUUAUAAUUUAGAAGAAGAGAAACAUGUUAGCCUUUUAAUUUUAUUUUAUAACUUUUGCUGAUAAAUGAAUUAAGGUUCAUUAGAACUCAUUUACCAACAUCUUUAUACCACUUGCCUCCCACAUGUCUAAGUUAAUAGGAAGAGGAGGUUUAGAAAUUUGUUUGCCAUCUUAGCUUGAUUUCUCAAUUUGUUCUAUAAUCACUUCUGUUUUUUCAUUGAGUUUGGUUAAAUUUGAGAGCAGGAUGGUCCACUUUGCUAAAGCCCCCAGAAGCACCCUCAUGGUAUCAGUAAGCUUUUUCCCCCCCCUUAUUUUUUUACUUCCGAUUUUUUAUUUUGAAAUGUUUAAGUUUACAGAAAAGUUGAAAGUGCAGUACCACGAAAUAAUCACAUAUCCUUUUCUUGUAUUCAACAAUUGUUAUUUUGCCAUAAUCUCUAUGUAAGCACGCUUUUCACUUGGAAGAAGUGGCUUCGCACUUCACUCAUUACUGUUACAGCGUGUCUCUUAAAGCAUAAGGAUGUUUCCUACGUGAUCAUAAUGCAGUUAUCACACCCCAGGAAUUUAACAUUGGUACAGAAUUGUCUAAUGCAGAGAUUUUCAACUUUUUUCAUCUCAUGGCACAUAAUUAAUUACGAAAAUUCUGCAGCACACCAAAAAAUAUAUUUUUUGCUGAUUUGACCAAAAAAAGUAUAAAGUUGAUUCAUUCUCACUGAACGGCUCUUGUUGGGUUGGUGGUUUUCAUUUUUUUAUUUGACAGCCUAAGGGAAAACAAUUCAGUACUGCUGACUAAAUAGUCAUAUAUUGCGUGUUUUAAACAUUCUUUCCACUGGUGACACACUAUUUGAAAGUUGCUGGCCUGUGGUCUAAUGGAUUGUACAUAUUCAAACUUGAGUCUCACUUUCUCCCAAAAAUGCUCUUUAAAGCUUUGCUUUUUUUUACUCCAGGAUCCAAACCCACGGCAUUCGGUUGUCCUGUAUCUGUAGCCUUCUUUACUCUAGACCAAUUCUCUCAGUUUUUAAAAAUAAGAAUGAAAUUGACACUUGACAAA
Molecule: messenger RNA, 4380 nt
Organism: Miniopterus natalensis
Lineage: Eukaryota; Metazoa; Chordata; Mammalia; Chiroptera; Miniopteridae
Gene: METAP1
Product: methionyl aminopeptidase 1
Biological process (GO): proteolysis
Cellular component (GO): cytosol
Molecular function (GO): metalloaminopeptidase activity
Source: RefSeq, a predicted model, not a curated record